UAAGAGGGAGGAGACAAAGGAAAAAGGAGUUGGGGGGUUUAGAAGAGGACGUGGUUGGGUUGUUUCGUUUCCAUCCACUCUUUCUCUCUUGUUUGUUUCUUUCUCCAGCCCUUCGCCAGACCAUCAAGGAGGGACGACAACAAAAGCUGAGCUUUUUUUUGGGGGUUUAAUCAAGAAGAACAGAUUUGAAUUUUUAUUGGGUCUUCAGAGAAGAAGAAGCAGAGACAUUUAAAAAGGAGGGAAGACAAUGGAGGAAACAAUGGCGGCGAGGUAUUGGUGUCACAUGUGUUCACAGAUGGUGAACCCCACAAUGGAAUCCGAGAUCAAAUGCCCCUUUUGCCAAAGCGGAUUCGUCGAAGAAAUGAGCGGUAACGGAGGCUUAAGAGACGUUCAAGACCCAGAAACGGAGUUUGGAACAACAGACCGUGCCAUGUCUCUAUGGGCACCGAUCUUGCUCGGGAUGAUGAGCAGUCCUCGUAGACGAAGAAGGUUCAGAAGAGCAGAGCUCGGUUCAGAAGAAGAAGACAACAACGAAGACGACGAUGUUGUUGAUCGUCAUCAUCAUCAUCAUAGAGCUAGAAGGCACGGUGGAGAGAUUGAUUUGGACAGAGAGUUCGAGUCUAUCUUGAGGAGAAGACGGAGAAGCUCGGGGAAUAUACUGCAGCUGCUUCAAGGGAUCCGCGCAGGGAUUGCUUCUGAGUACGAGAGCUCUGAUAACAACGAGAGAGUGAUCAUGAUCAAUCCGUAUAGCCAGUCCCUCGUUGUGAGAGGAUCUUCUGAUCAGACUCAGACUCAGACCCAUUCUGCGUUGACUUCGCUUGGAGACUACUUCAUUGGACCUGGUUUGGAUCUCUUGCUUCAGCAUUUGGCUGAGAACGAUCCCAACAGACAAGGGACUCCGCCUGCUCGUAAAGAAGCGGUUGAGGCUUUGCCGACGGUUAAGAUAACGGAGCCGUCGUUGCAGUGUUCGGUUUGUUUGGAUGAUUUCGAGAGAGGUGUUGAUGAAGCGAAAGAGAUGCCGUGUAAGCAUAAGUUUCAUGUCAAGUGUAUUGUCCCGUGGCUCGAGCUUCAUAACUCGUGUCCCGUGUGUCGGUUCGAGCUUCCUUCUGGUAAUGAUGAUGGUGAUGGUGAGAGUAAGGUUGAGUCAGGGGGAGGAGCGAGGACGAGAAGUGUUCCUGAGAGUAGUGACAGAGAGGUUGUCGAGAAUGUGGGGGAGAGAGGAAGAGAGGAUGAGGCGAGGAGUGGGAAUGGGAGAAGGUUCUCGAUUCCAUGGCCGUUCAGUGGUUUCUUCUCUUCUUCUUCUUCUUCGUCUUCUUCUUCUUCGGCAUCUGGAUCAUCUCAGUCUGGUGAGAGCAAUGUCUACUCAAGAUCUUACGGUUCUUCUCGCUGAUAAGACAUUCAACAAAUAAAAAGAUCUUGGUUCUGUUGUUGUUGUCUUGUAUUUUCUCAUGUUCUAGCUCUUUGAUUUGUUUCCUUCUCUGCAUUUCAUUUUGCUGCUUUGUAUGUACAUAACAAUGAUGUUCUUUUUACUCAUGACUGUUUUAAAAAAAAUUCCAUGGAGGUAUUAUAUGUUUUUCUU
Messenger RNA from Raphanus sativus (radish), 1579 nucleotides. Its product is annotated as E3 ubiquitin-protein ligase SIRP1-like. NCBI's taxonomy places the organism in Eukaryota, Viridiplantae, Streptophyta, Magnoliopsida, Brassicales, Brassicaceae. Gene Ontology annotation, molecular function: ubiquitin protein ligase activity. Gene Ontology annotation, cellular component: cytoplasm. The coding region runs from base 248 to 1390 and encodes 380 amino acids. The record is from RefSeq and is a predicted model, not a curated record. The transcript is spliced from 2 exons. Gene Ontology annotation, biological process: protein ubiquitination.